AUGUGCUCAAUACGACGGUCUAAUAUUCGACGGGCUGAUCGGAAGUGCAGUUGCUCUGUCUCGCUCUUGCGGGGUACACUCCACAAGACACCCGACACCUCACAAGAAAAUGGUCAACCCCUCUCGGACCUUGCUGCACAAAUGCAGAAUGCACAGCACAACGGUCUUCAUGGAGUACAGAUUCGGCAAAAUGACAGGUCAGGAAUCGCAGUACUUCCCGACGAAAUAAUGGUGGAAAUAUUCGUCACCGUUGUUGCUCUUCUUUACGAAUCCGAGCCAACGAUAGGUGUAAUGUUUCCUCCUCCACGCCCACAUGGACAGCUCCCCCUUCACCCCAGCUGGGGACCAAGUCCACUACCGAGGGACACCUGGGUUAAGCUGUGCCACGUUUGCACCCGUUGGCGAGCUAUCCUGAUUGGCUAUACGCAAUUGUGGUCGCGCGUCCCUGCCGCGCGCUCCGACGAGUGGAUAACGACUGUGAUCGCACGUUCCGGUGGGCUGCCUCUCGACAUAGCGAUUGACUUGACCUUGUUCACGAGGUGGUUCACGCCGGCCCUUUCUCUUCUGCGGAAACACAUGACAAGAGUACGAUCCCUCUGUCUGGCUUCUGCAGACACCUACCUCGGUUUCUUCGACACGGCCGAUACCAGCCGUCUAGAAUCCCUAACGAUACGGGGAGACGCGGCGCACAGACACACCCAUGCUGGAAUCAUCCCAAACCCAGGGUUUCUUGGAAACGGAAUGCGCCAACUGCGCACACUCGACAUAAAGACUGCUGCCUUCCCCUGGGGCGCCGAUGUGCCCUGGGUGCUAAGUACGCGAGCAAGGCUGCCUCGUCUCAAGGUCUUCAAGAUUCGCAGCCUAUCCUUGAACACCACCGUAGGCCUGCCCGCCAACUCCAUUGCGCUGCCAGACCUCCGCCACAUUGAGGUCGUGGGAAGGGCGAGGGCCAUCGGUCUCCUCUUCACGCAUCUUAAUAUAAGUUGCUGUAUGCACAUGGCGGUGAACAUGGCCGUCCACUGGCCAAGGCUCGACAAAGAGGCAGAGCGGCGUGUGAUAUCUUGCAUGGCAGACUGGCUGCAGCUAGGCACGAAACCACUGCGCACGGUCCAUCUGCGGCACGAGUCAUUAUUCGUCGGCCAUGUCACAGGCUCGGACCAGGAUGGAGUGGAGGAUAUGUUUCACCUGGCACUUGCUGUUGAAUAUGAGCAACCACGCAUUUCCCUCACCAUGCUCUGCGAGGUCCUACAGCUCUCGGACGUACGGACCUUGCGCGUUUCCGGCCACCUCCUACGGAGUCCGUCGCAUGGGACCAUGACGUGUCACCCAUUCGAGAUUAUGCGGAAUGUAGAGACUCUCUGCUUGUGUAACGUGCCGCGCCAACGCGUGACGGAGCUCUUGGGGGCAAUACGCACUGAGCCACAUGCGCCUCACACGUAUCUAUUCCCUAAGCUUCGUCAUCUCGAGCUCUGCGAGAUCGACCUCGGUGGGGCAUUGCACGAGCUCUGUGAUACUCUGCAAAGGCGCCUUGAGGCUGGCAUAGGCCUUGCACAGAUGCCGUUGCGCCUAUGCGCAAACAUUGGUCAGCGUGAAGUCGAGCAACUCACUCUUGUUGUAGAUGCGGUGGUAUGGGACGGUGUGGUCGAGAAGAUUCAUCUUAUGAGUACCUACGACGUAGGCCCAUCCAGGUUCAACAUAAUUGGUGAUUGGUGGGUGUUACCCAAGUUGCGAGUGACAAGAUCUGAUUCGGGAUCAGUCAAUCAUAACCGCAUCAUGAAUGACAUCGUGCCACCACAUCCGGCGUCUGCGAACAAGCUGGAUACGACCAGGAUCUCUACCCAGAGAGCCGUCUCCGUCUCGCCGGGCCUGGUCGGGGACGUAUCGAUCGUGAUCAUCUAG
Messenger RNA from Postia placenta MAD-698-R-SB12, 1899 nucleotides. RefSeq lists its product as hypothetical. NCBI's taxonomy places the organism in Eukaryota, Fungi, Basidiomycota, Agaricomycetes, Polyporales, Adustoporiaceae. The record is from RefSeq and is a predicted model, not a curated record. The coding region runs from base 1 to 1899 and encodes 632 amino acids. The transcript has 5 exons.